Oreochromis aureus is the source of this 2643-nucleotide messenger RNA. Its product is annotated as G2/M phase-specific E3 ubiquitin-protein ligase-like. Gene Ontology annotation, molecular function: protein binding; ubiquitin-protein transferase activity. Lineage: Eukaryota; Metazoa; Chordata; Actinopteri; Cichliformes; Cichlidae. The record is from RefSeq and is a predicted model, not a curated record. The transcript has 10 exons. Bases 518 to 1852 code for a protein of 444 amino acids.
GUGUGUAUGUGUAAAAGAGAUUGCUGAUAAGUAAAAUCUCAUCAUAGUAUACUUGAUCGUGUUGAAAACUAAAAGACAUAACACUGAUUGUUACGGCCCUAGCUGGGCCUCCUGAUUCUCCCUUUGUGUGGGCGUGGUGUUUUUCUCCACCUCCUCCUGUCUUGCUCCACCCCUGUCUCUCUCGCUUCUUCUCUCUCCCCAGGACACAGCUGCUGCUCAUUGGCAUCAUUUACCACCUGGGCCCAGUUAGCAAUCACCUCUCCUAGGCUAUUUAAGCUGGGGAUGAGCUGUGAGCAGGAGAGUGACUUUCUCUGGUGUCUCCGCGGUGCGAGUUAUGUGUGUGAUUGUCCUGCCAAAGGUGUGGAGUGGUAGGUGCAGUGGGAGAGGUUUCUGGUGGUUUUCCUCUGUGCUGGUCAGUGUGUGUUUCCAGCCUAGGUGUGGAAAGGCCUGCUGUGUGUGUGUGUGAGACCAGCCCCACCGUGCGUGGCUCUUUGAGUCCUUGGAAGAAUGGAGAGCCAUGCGUUCCCAGCAGGAUCAAGAGUACCAAGACUGCUUGCUUGCAGAUCAAGAGAAGUCUGACUUACAGAAAAAGUCGGCUGAAAUGGAAGAGAGACGGAUAAAGGCCAUAUCUGAGAGGCAGUUGAGACUGAUUGGUGUUCCAGAGCAAGCUCAUGGCAUACCACUCAGAUUUAAAUACCCUAGCGGCAUUACCAGAACAAGGCGAUUUGUCCUAACUGAAUCCAUUCAGAUAUUGUUUGACUUUGUCGGAGAAGAUGAAGAUGCCACAGAAUAUUUUCAUAUUCAAGAUGCUCUCUCAGUAACUAGACUCAACAGCAACAUGUCUGGCACCUUUCUGGAUAAUAACAUCAUAAGGUCACAAACACUGUAUGUCCACUGGAUUCAACCUGAGUCUCCAGAGUUUGUUCCUGCACUUGAUUACAACAAUCAUGAAGUAGCUCCAAGCUUUAACAACAUGUCUUGUUCCCCAUUGACUGAUUCUCCUCCUGCUCAUGGGCGAUCUUUCUCUCCCAAGAGGGCUGACCUUAAAACCAUUCUGAAUGGACUUUGGGCGAAGAUUGAUAACACUUCAUGCCCCACGAGUAAUCAGAUCAACAUAUGCAGAGACUACACUGGCAAUGUCCACAACAUAAUGAAAAGUACCUUGCAGGCCUUCAGACGUCGACGUUUCAAUCCUGCGGCAAGAUUGGAUGUUGUUUUUGUUGACAGUGAAAAAACAUCUGAAGGUGCAGUAGAUGGUGGUGGUCCCACAAGAGAGUAUUUGAGGUUGCUGAUGAAGGCCAUUCAUCAGUCUAACAUAUUUGAAGGACCGGAGAAGGACAAGAGAUUGACCCUCGACACUCAUGCCUUGGAGGGGAAACUGUACACACAGAUCGCGCGAAUGAUAUCUGUGUGUGUAAUCCAUGGCGGCGUGGCACCUAAUUUCUUUUCAGACAGAUUAUUUAAUCAAAUCUGUGGGAAACCUAGCCUUCCUGCAACCUUGGAAGAAGUGGGUGAUUUCACCUUUAAGGAAAAGCUUUUGGAGAUUAAGAACGCAACAACUGUUGAAGAUGCAAAAGCGGCCAUAGAGAAGGCAGAGGACAGUCUUGCCAUUGUUGGGGCCUGGAGAAACAUCACAACACUGCGACAGCGGGAUGCCCUGGUGCAGUCCGCUGUUGACUUCUUCGUUGAGGGCAGAUUAAAUGUGGCUUUGCAACAAUGGAGAAUGUGCACCUGUGACCUUGGAGAAUGUCCUGGAAUUUGUUUCUGGAUCCUCUUCAAUACCCCCAAAUGGCUUUCUUAUGCAGCCCACAAUCGAGAUUCUUCCAGAGGAUUCUGGCAAGAUUUUUCCUGAGGCAAAUACAUGUAACAUUGUUUUGAAAUUACCAGUGCACAAAGAUUAUCAAUCAUUUAAAGCACAAAUGUGCAAUGCUAUACUUUGGGCACCAACAUUUGGCGUGGCAUAGAUGGACACCAUUUACAUUGUCCAUUUUGAAUACUUCACAGUGCAGAUUUUGAGUUAUUGCUUAUAACUAUUUUAUGUUUCAUAUAGCACUAUUAUGAAAGCUAUGACUGUAAGAUUAAAAGUAAUAGUUCAAUACUCUUUUGUUGUUGAAGGUUUAAAGUUUUAUAGACGGGUAUCAACAGAAAUUAGGAGUAAAAAAGCACGACCUACAUAACCAGCCCUUUUGUAGUCAGGAAUGUGUUUUCAGGACAGUGGUUGUCCAGUUAGUAUUGAACUGACCUUUUCUGUUUUAGUUUAUGAAAGUCAGAACAUAACUUGGUGUUUUUAAACUGUCACAGCAUCACAUGCUGUUUGUGCUUGAAUGCACCGUGUCUUUGUAUGUUAGUUCUUUAUCAUGUAAAAUAUUUAACUCUUUCAAAAUGUAUUCUCAAAGCCAAAAAGCAUUGUUGUUAAAGGUGUAUUCCUUUAUUGGAAACAUCCAAUUGCUGUUCAAAAGUGCUAAAUUCAUCUGAUGUAAUGAAAACUACUUGAAAAUUCCUGUUAUGCAUCUUGACAUAAUUCUCAAAAGGUUGUACAAAGCAUCACAGUGUUCUCUGAUACAUUUCAGUGUUAUUUGGAUAGUUAUUUAUUGUUCAAACCUAUUUUAAAUCCAUGGAAAUAAAACAUUUUUGGGAUAAUUA